GAGUUGGUGUAAAAAGGUUGACGCCUGAGCAAUCCAAGCUCCAUUAGAUGAGUUUACUGAAAAGCCAGGGGUUAAAGAGGUACGUAUGAGAAUGAAGGGAGGGCGGUGAACGCCAUGGUGUGAGUAAGAGACGCCUGUGAAUUCCCCUCUUCUCAGCUCUUUCGUUCCCUUCUCCUCAUCCUUCCCCUCCUCUCUGUGCGGCUGCUACCCCUCCUCAUCCUGCUCACUCCCCUCCUUCCUUUUUUUUUUUGCAGCCAGCCACAGACACUUGCGUUUUGUAUGAAGGGGGUUAACCCAAUGAACAAUCCUGUGUGUCUUUCCCAAAAUAAGCCAGUAGCAGGAGGAUCGUUGUGUAAGCCAGGGAGAUUGGAGCAGCGAGGUGCACAGCCCCCGGUUAUAAGCCUUGGGAGAAGGAGCUCAUGCUGCUGGGACCCACAGCUUUCAGCUCCAAAUGCAUUGCUUUGCUCCCUGACUGACUGACUGACUGACUGACUGACUGACUGACAGACGGAGUUUCCCUCCACUCUUCCUCACUCCUGCCUCCUUCCCUCCUACUUUCCACCCUGGAGAGCGAGAGUCUACAGAUUCCUGGGAAGGUGUUCCUCAGACCUGUGCCUGGACCGCCUGAAGACAGCACAUUUUUUUCCCACUUCACUGACUUUCAUCCUCACAUUCAACCAUCCUCUCAAAUUCACAUGGAUGGACUUUUUUGAAGUUUUUGCUGCAAGAAAACAAAAAAAAACAAGGUUUUGACCAGAGACUUUACUCUACCUUCACCUGAGAAUAACAUUUUUCUCCAUUUUUUUUCUCGCAGUUUUUUAACGCCCGUGAGAAGAACUGGAUCAGUUCGGGGUUACGGCUGAGAAGAAUAGGUUUCCGCAUUUUUGCCUGCAUGUUUUCUGUAUAUUUAAUGCCAUUACAUUCCAUGGGAGCACUGCGUGGCUGAAGCAAAGAAGGAGGUAGAAGAUAGACACAUCUGACACGCUAACACGCAGCUGCCUCUACCUGUUGUACCUCCAACCUGCCUUUUAGUGCCUUCGAGACAAGACAGCUGAUUUCUGCGAGAGAGGCCUGGAAUGCUGGUGACCAUGAUGCUAGCUUCAGUCUGUUUUUUACUGACAUUUGGGGCACGUGCCCUUGCUGGAGGCUACCCCCCCAUGCCCCACAUGAAGUACAUGCAACCCAUGAUGAAAGGACCCAUUGGACCUCCAUUUCGAGAGGGCAAGGGGCAUUAUGUUGAUAUGCCACCGAUGAUGGAAGUUAAAGGAGAACCAGGCCCCCAGGGAAAACCUGGACCAAGAGGACCCCCUGGCCCACCUGGACUACCUGGAAAACCUGGACUAGGAAAGCAAGGACUCAAUGGUCAGCCAGGCCCUCAAGGCCCUCCAGGCUUACCAGGAAUUGGUAAGCCUGGACUUCCAGGUCUUCCGGGAAAGAUUGGACCAAGGGGGAUCCCAGGACUUAAUGGUGAAGUUGGACCUCAUGGUGAACCAGGUCCUCGUGGACCUCCUGGGCAGCCUGGCCUUCCUGGUCCAGUUGGUCUGUCUCUAAAUGGGAAACCUGGACUUCCAGGUAUCAGAGGUCCCCCUGGUGCCCGUGGUGAGCCAGGAAUCAGUGGUGUUCCUGGCCCACCAGGUGAGCGUGGACUUAAGGGUGAGAAUGGAAAUGGAAAGCCAGGACUCCCUGGUAUAAUUGGCCCUCCAGGACUGAAAGGAAUAAGAGGACCGCCUGGUCCUCCAGGUCUUGGCAAACCAGGACCAAACGGUGUACCUGGACUGCCUGGUCCUAAAGGUGAUAAUGGACUUCCGGGAGAUCAAGGAAAGCCGGGAGAGCCUGGGGCACCAGGUCUUCAAGGUCUCCCUGGUCCAGUUGGGUUAGGGAAGCCUGGUCUAGAUGGACUUCCAGGAGUAACAGGUCCACUUGGUGCAAAAGGGGAACCGGGGCCUCGGGGCAGCCCAGGAGCUCCUGGGACACCUGGAUAUGGAAAACCUGGAGUGACAGGGCCAAAGGGAGAAAAGGGUCAUGGUGGAUUUCCUGGUCUCAAAGGGGACAGAGGAGAGCAAGGAAUGGUAGGCCCAACUGGGGGCCCGGGUAUUGAUGGACUACCAGGACCACCGGGACUUCAAGGUCCAAUGGGGCUACCAGGAAAACAUGGACUGUCAGGACAAAAGGGAGAACUAGGUCCCCAAGGUCCUCCAGGACUGCCUGGGUUUAGAGGUGAUCAAGGAUCAAUGGGACCCCCAGGGAAGCCAGGUAUCCCUGGGGAAAAAGGGUUCCCUGGACCAAGCGGUUCAAUUGGAAAACCUGGACCCAAAGGUGAUGCAGGGAAUGUUGGCCUACCUGGAAAUCCGGGAAUGUCUGGUGCUCAAGGACCAAAAGGAGAGCCUGGGUUUAUAGGGACUCCAGGUCCCAGAGGUCAGUCUGGUAUUCCUGGUCUUCAAGGACCUAUGGGUCCAAUGGGCCCUCAGGGUGUACCAGGUUUAAGGGGUGAACCUGGACUUCCAGGACCUCCAGGACUGGGCAAGUUGGGAGAGAAGGGUGCAAUAGGUCCUCAGGGUCCUCCAGGGAAACCAGGCCCAACUGGACUAAAUGGUAACCCUGGCCCGCCUGGUCCUCCAGGACCACCUGGUCCACCAGGAAAUGGCCAAACAGUUGUGGCAGGACCUACAGGUACAGGGUUGGGUGGGGAAGAAGUACCAGGUGACAGAAAAGUGCCUGCCUUCAUUCAAGUUCCACUUUCUUCAUCUGUGGCACCGGCCUUCACAGCCAUUCUCACCACACCAUUCCCUCCUUCUAGCAUGCCGAUCAAGUUUGAUAGGAUCCUAUACAAUGGGCAAAAUGCCUACAGUCCCUCCACUGGCAUCUUUACUGCCCCCCUAUCUGGUGUCUACUACUUUGCAUACCAUAUGCAUGUAAAGGGAACUAGCUUGUGGGUGGCUUUGUACAAGAACAAUGUACCAGCCACCUAUACCUAUGAUGAAUACAAGAAAGGCUACAUGGACCAAGCAUCUGGUAGUGCUGUGUUAGAGCUGAAGGAGGGUGACCAGGUAUGGGUUCAGAUGCCCUCAGAUCAGGCAAAUGGCCUUUACUCAACAGAGUACAUCCACUCCUCCUUCUCAGGAUUUUUACUGUGCCCUACAUAACCCAGCCCCUUUAUUCAGACAUACUUCUGUAGUGGCAACUCAGAUCAGGCCUAAACUUAAGAUAGCUGUACCAACACAAAACACCAAACGAUCUCAAUCUCAGUAAUAUUACCUUCACCCCAUACUGUUUUGCCGCUUAGCAACGACAGGAGCAAAACAAAAACCUUUGUGAAUGAAAAAUGGAAAUUGGGAAAGGCAGGGGAAAGAUUUUCUCUAUUUCAGUGUCCUAAAAUGUUUGUUGUGAGUUUUAUUUUAUUCUGGUGUGUUUGUUUUUUUGUUAACCUUUAUUAUUUUAAUUAUACCAUUGUUAUAAUAUUGUUGUGAUUAUGUGAAACGUGUCAUCCUCAUUGUUGUCUUUUGGAUUGAGAAAGUUCAGUGCCUUAGUUUUUAAUGUGCUAGGAACAGGCCUUCCCAUGUGACUGCACACCGUGCCCCCAUAAUCUGAUAUUCAGACCAACCCCAGCUGAAUGAUUGCAACCAAUUCAAUUUUAUACACAAGAUAAGGAUUAAAUCAUCAGUUGAAGCAUAAAUGUAAAAGGUAACUAUUCCUAAAACUAAAUCCACAUAAAUAAAGAAAAUAUAAAAACUGGAAAAUUUGUAUUAACUACAACCAUGUUUCCCUUCUCAGUCCUCAAAGUUGCAAUAUGUGUUCGACUGAUUUUUUUUUUUUAGAAUAGAUGUUGACAGUUAGUUGGCGUAUGCAUGUUUGCUGCAUUUUUUUUGUCUUUUUUUGCAUUCAGAAGUGGACCUUUUGACUUUUUAAAUUUUGCUUUAAUCUUUUUUUUUCAUUCUUGAAUAUGCAAAACUACAACAUUGCAGAGCUCAAUAUGUUAAAAUGAAGAGAUCUGGAUUGCAUCAGAAAUUAAUGAAAAUUCACAAAUUCACCUUUCACCUUUUAGGACAUAUUAAACUAACACACAUGCAUGGAGUCAAUGUUUACAAGGAACAAAAUGUGUUUUGAAGACAACUGCAGAUGAACAAUAAAGAUAAGCGUCCUGUUGAAUCAACCGUCCAUUUUCCAUGAGUUAAUGUGCUUUACACAGGAUCCAAAGCUACGUUCACACCGGGCAUGUGACACAUGGUCAAGAAUGCACUGAACAUGGGUUCUUGAUGGCGCAUACGAUGUUCACAAUGGUCUGUUACUACCCAAUACUAGUGCAGGGGCUUUGUGCAAAAUGUCAAAGUAGUGCAAAUUUCAUGAAUUUUGCUUCAGGCUUUUUCUCUCACAGCUCUAUUCUGAUAUAUGAAAGACUUGGUGUCAUAUAAUUCUGGCCGGAUACAAACCGCAAUUAUUCUUUUCUCUUCAAUCAUCAAUUUUAAAACGGUUAACACUUCUGUGAAUUAAAAAAGACGCUACUGAUAUAUUUCUACCAAAGCUGAGUCCUGGAUUGGUCAGACUUGGUUUAACUUUCAACAUGCAUUCAAUGGCUGUAUAUUUUGUAGGUAGAGCCCAAAAACGGACUUAAAAAAAAUAACGAUCCACUUAGGACGUGAGAGUUUGGAAGCCUUAAAAAUGCAAAUGCGUGAUUAGACAGACUUUUCAUUGGAAGUGGCUGCCUGCACGCGUAUUUCCAAGCCCGGUGCGAACGUAGCAUUACAUGCAGCGCUUAACCUGCAAAUAAACUGUUAUCAUGUCACGGUCUGAAGCAUCAAUGUUAGAGCAAAUAACUGUUCUAGCGGCAAAGAACAAGAUCUGUGAAGAUAUUAAAUACUUGACUCCACAUUGCAAAUAGGACAGCCAUUGCAGAACAAAUGACACGUGCAUUUUUUUCUCCAGCACAAUCCUCGCUUAGCAAACCUUUAGGAGUUCAGAAAGAACGGACUUUCGGCUCCUGUUCCAUUUAACUGUGUCAGAAACAGCCGAAUAAAUUGCUUAACCCAAUGGAACAGCCACGACUACAGAAACAGGACGUGUGCAUAUCCGGAAGUGGAAGUUAAUUUGCAUUCAUUAAUAAGUGAAGGGACUGGCUAAGCCCUGCACGUUGUGAAAUACAGGUUGUGUAACAUUUAACAUACUCUGGCAGAUUUCUGCUGGGGCAGAAGUAAGAGGGGUUUGUUUACUCCUGCCUGGUGGAUAAGACUUUGUGUGUGUUCAUGCUUUUAUGUUUUAGUGGGUGGACCUUCUUUUUGUCUUUUCCCGCCAACCAUGUCAAUAUGUAUGUGUACCUGUGGGCGUUUGCCUGUCUUCAUGCCUUUCUUUAAGCCGUCAAGUCAGGAAUGUUUCAACAAAAGUUAAUAAUAAACUUGAAACAACAACAAAAGAUUAGAAUGCGGUUAAGGAUUCACAAAAGACUACCUAAUUCAGACAGAAUACGGUGCUUUUCCAAAAAAUCUUCCCCUCUCUGAGCUUGGACGAAUCUCUUCUUUCACUUGCUACACUGAAUUACAACUACCUUUCUUGCUAUUGAAAGAUUGUCAUUGUACAAGAGGACAGUGCCAAAUAUGAAGCGUUGCAAUUAUACAGAAUGUAUGCUUUUUUUUAGUGGCCUAUUACUGUUUUUAUAAAUGAUCCUCAAUGCUGUAUCACAAAACACCUUCAAAUUGCUCCGACAAAGAUAGAGCUACAAGCAAGCCUUAUCAGUAUUGUACAUCUUUAUAAUGGUCUGACGCUUUUUUUUUUUUUAUAACACAAACACACCACAAUCCGGUAUCUUUUUGGUGAGUCGAUUAAUAGACUGUACUGUAUGUUACCCCCCCCCACACACACACACACACACUUUUAAGCAAAUGGGCUGGCAUUGUGAAUACCUGUAAUUUGGACACUCCUCUUUCCUUGUGUUAACAAAGACAAUGUCACUUGCUUGCUGACUUUGCCACGUCUGCAAAUCAUUAAACAAGUGUCAGUAAGAUCCAUGUACCCUUAUCCUACAUUACUACUUAAAACUGUUUCCUGUUUGUUUUUAUUAAAAAAAAAGAGAAAAAAAUUAACUUACAAAAAAAAUAA
This is a messenger RNA of Oryzias latipes (Japanese medaka), 6087 nucleotides long. It is a transcript of the gene col8a2, whose product is annotated as collagen, type VIII, alpha 2. Gene Ontology annotation, molecular function: extracellular matrix structural constituent conferring tensile strength; protein binding. Gene Ontology annotation, biological process: extracellular matrix organization. NCBI's taxonomy places the organism in Eukaryota, Metazoa, Chordata, Actinopteri, Beloniformes, Adrianichthyidae. The record is from RefSeq and is a predicted model, not a curated record.